AAUAAAACAGGUAAUUAUAUACAAACCCAUUUUUGAAAACAUUCCAAAACUUUUAAACGAUAGGAAACAUGGAUUUAUAAACAAAUGAUAUUUGCAAAAAUGGAUUUUCAGUUAAUAUUUUUCGUAUUCUACGGAAUUUUGUCAACUGCUACGUCCGAAAAGUAUGUGUUUCCGUCAGGGGACGAGUUUACCCUAGUGGACGAGAGCACUCUGCCUGACCCCAGCCUGUAUGCUGAUGUGCAAAAUACUGGGAGUUUAUUAAUCGACUCGCAAGAAUCGACAAAAACAUUAGAGAAACGUCUCGGGAAGAAUGUCCCGGUGUCAAAGUUCAUGUCAAAGGUCUCCGGAGCACGUUAUGUUCGUGCACACCCAACUUUUAUGAAAUGUCUGCAACAAGUUAUUAUGAAACUUCGACAGCGAGGAAUCAUGGUGGAAUUACUGAAAGGAUUCAUCACGAGCUCCGAGUCUACCGGAAGUGUAGAGGAUCAGUACCUGCAGUCCGGGUGUGGUGCCGAGCUCGCUAUCGCCAGUGGUUCUUCUGGAACAGUUACAGACAUUGCAGAGACUGCGUUCAAAGUUUGUCCGGUCAUUGUAGAGAGGGAAAUGCGAGACCUGUAUGUAAAAUUGAUGUCAGGCAAGGUCCAUUUCCACAUGGCAGGCCCGGAGCCUACAGGUCCUACAUUCAUGAUUGAUGGAGUAAAUGGUAUCACUGACCCCAAAACCCAAGCUGAGGUUUGGACUAACGAGGGUCUGGAGCCUCCAGCGGACACUGACUGCAGUAACUUUAGUACCUUGGCAAGCGGCGAACACUACCCGGCGAGGUUCAAUCAUGAGCGUGUACUGGGCAACAUUGAUGUCAAGGUCACAAGGAAUAUGACAGAGUUUGGAAGGCUAGUUCAGUACCAGGGGACCAAUAUUGAAUUUGAGAACAGUGAAGCAAUGGCGUCUUGGUGCGGUCAGGCAGGGAACACGUGUCCAAGCACGUGUGCAAAUGGUUUGCAAGGGAACACGCUAAACGAAAGGUGCGCAGACAGAAUUAUGUCCAGUAGACUGUUGGCUGUCCUCAACAAGUUACAGAGGAAAGCAAGAAAAGCAUUAAAUGAUAAACUGAAGGUUCUUGAAGCUUGGGAUGAGCCUUACGACGGGCAGGACCAAGGAGAUAGUGCAGAUGACCCAUUGCACUAUGAAGGUCGUGCUGUCAAGGUCACAUUGUCGUCCGGCAGUACAGUUAAACUGGGUGAACUUUCGAAAUAUGCUAUUUGUGCUGGAGCAGACUAUGUGGAACACAGAGGUACAUAUCUAUACAUUGGCGCCAAAGCAUAUACGAAAGGAGGAGCUAAAGUCUUAUUCCCAAAUAUAGAACUUCUGGAAGUUGACGUACCGAUAGCAGUAGAAAAUUUGUACAAACUUCCAUCAGCGUUCUCAGAAAAAGAGAAAAGCCAAUACCCGCUGUUUGACGGAAGUGGAAAGCUGAAUGCAACCUUAUCUUCCGGUGUCACCGUAGGUCAGUUCGUUUCCAAGAAUUAUCGUUACUUCCGAUUGAAUCCCCGUCUUCAUGAUUGCUACAUUGAUAUUGUAUAUCACGAGAAUAAGAGGCAGAAAUCAACAGAUGCUAAGAUAGAGAUCGAGGUGGUGAGAGGGUUUCUCACAAAUAUAGAGAAUAACAGAAAGUUCGAUGUGAUUAAUGACAAACGAUUUAACAGACACAAUCUCGGCCUUGCUUUACAGUUGAAAUACAAGGAAUCGCCAAAUCUACCAGCUACACAUACACCUUACAGGUUGUUCAAAACCGCUAUAGAUAAAUGUGCACCAAGGUUCUACAUGUCAAAUAACGCUAUGGGUAUAGGCUUAUACAAGGACAGUAUAUUUGUCGACAUGCGAGCAAAGUUUCAUAUUAUGAAGCAGAGCGUAGAAAACCUUCCUGUUGGUGUUAACCCUAAUACGUUUGAGGACGAAAUGGAACGGAGAUUUUACUUGGCAAGAGGAGGAAAGAUAGUGGACCCAGAGAAUGUUACAAGCGCCUGUUUAUUUCAAACAGCUCCUAAACCCCAGUCUCAAGAUUUCAAGCACGUACAUUCAGAGGUCGUAGAGCGGAAAAGACGCCGCAAGAGAUCUGAUGACGACAAUUCCUGUGUACCAACACGAUACACAAAGUUCUGUUCAUCCACAGAGCCACACCGCCAGGCUGUUAUUGAUGAUAUUACUGGUAUGCUGGACCGAAAACACUACAGGGGUAGAACAAGGAACGAAAUCAUGGGUGCGCUCAAAGGAUGCUUGUUGGAUUGUGGAACGUGUCUGGAUGGUGAGAUAUACUUCAGUAAGACAGAACAUUGUAACAACCUCCUCCACUGGGUUGACUGGACCCUGCUCAAUGACAAACCGGAUGUCAGCAAUUUCUUUGUCAGGUCUAAUAGGAACGCCAACAUUCAUGCUUGUGAAGGCGGGAAUGACUGUAUAGAGAACGCCCCUUUGUUCUCUUUAUUCGCUCCAUCGGUUGAAACGAUAUACCGUCCCGAUCCAAAGAAGAGUGUUGAGGCGGAGUUGUAUUCCAUUGCUAACAACCCGAGCCCGGUAUUCCGGUUGAUGGAAGAUAUAUACGCCAUCCAGGCAUCCGGUAUUGUCAAGUUCUGGGUAAGAGAUGACACGGAGAUGACGGCACUCACACGACAACUUGAGGUUGUGAUGCUAUACAACAAGAAUGUGACACUCGUGCAGAUACACGUGGAGAGAUAUAGAAUUGCACGUGAUGCAGUUAAGAGUGUUGUCGAGAAAGCAGCAACAUCCAUGGCAAUCAACGGAUGUCCGGAAGUUGCUCGAGAAACAUUGACUCCGUACGAAAUUCUGGAGGUUCCCGCGGAAAAGAAGAAAAGAGCUGCAGAGCCCGCUUCUCUUCGCUAUCAAAUACGUGAUUACCACAAGAACUUCGAGGCCAGGUGGGCCAACAGACAUAUCUUACUCUGAGCAAUUUCAACGUAUUUGUUUCUUUAUGAAAUUCAUUUUCUGCCUCUUCUUUAUUCACGAUAUUUUUAUUUGUAGACAGUAGACGUGUCAUUAAUGUUUAAACAGAACAGUUGUACUUUUGUUCCACCAUACUGAGAUCCUGAUGUGAAACCUCUUCAUCUCUAAAGUGCCGUAUUAACCUGAUCUGAAAAAGAACACCGAGACAGGUCUUUUUCCUGGGGAGGGUUGUACAGGGGCUUAUGCACAUAGCGAAAGUAACAAGUCAACAUUAUACUUUUUCAUACAUAUAAAGUUACAUCGAUCAGGAACCAAGAUCUACAUGUCAUAUGUUAUGGUGUGUGUUUGAAGUUUAAAAUUCUAAAAGACUUUUGUCCUAAUGCAGAAUACAACAACCAUAACUCUUUUGGUCUUCAAAUCAGUGACAAAAGUAAGUCAUAGAAUAUGAUUAUGUGGCAUAUUACAAUGGGUUUACCAUUCAAGCACAGGGCAUUUUUCAUGAAAACAUAGGGACAAGUAGCAGACAAAUCAGAUAUUCCUCAUAUAUUCGUGUGCUAGGUGUUUGUAUAAAAUCAAUCUGCCUCACGGUGGUAUGUUUCUUUUUGCAAAACAAAAAUGCGAUUUUCUUAAAAACAAAUGCAUUUUAGAAUGUUUUUUUUCAUUUGUUCAAAAAAGCAAACAAACACACCGAGGCAUUAGUUACGGCACUGCUCUUCUACACAGACAUUAUUUCCUUGAUUAAUCCUUACUUCUUUACAUGUUUGCUGUAAGGCAUACAGACUUCGCAUGAAAAGUUCCGAUUGAUAUGAAGACAUCUGUAGUUUUGACAUUUAACUAAGUAUUCUUCCACGUAUAUUGCAUUUAUUUUAAUUGUUAUAUCAUUUGCACAUUGUAGACGUCGUCUUUUGUAUACGUUUAUUGAUUAUUUUCUAUUUCACUGCUGUUCUUGGUAUUAUAUGAGUUUUGAAACCUGUUCUUCUUAAACACUGAUACAUUUUAUUGUCUGUAAACAAUGGUAUUACUCAUGUAUGUUCAUAUUUUCUGUAUAUGAUUCAUUGACCUGACUAAAACAACACUCUUCUAGCUGUGUUUGCACUAAAACCACUCUUUGUGUUGCAUGUAUCGAACCUUUCGGUAAAAAAUAUAUGUGCAGAUUUGUUUACUAGGAAAAAGUAUGUAAACACAGCACAUCGGCAAGUCGACGAAAAUCUAGAAUAUGUACAUGGAAUAACUCAUUACAGGGCAUAUAAAUGCUAAUUCAGUACAAUUGGCUACUGUUCCUUUUGACUGGUUGAUAGACAAUUCAAUGGCGUUUAUUGCCACAAUCAUUGUAUUCAAAAUGACCAGAAUUAACUACAUGAUUAAGGCUAAUGCCAAACCAUAUCACUGAUUAGUCUCAUGAUAUAUACUAUGCCAAAAUAAUAUUUAUCUUUUCUUGACACCGCCAAUAAAAUUCCUUUGUUAGA
Messenger RNA from Mercenaria mercenaria, 4424 nucleotides. RefSeq lists its product as uncharacterized. Bases 85 to 2961 code for a protein of 958 amino acids. Gene Ontology annotation, biological process: regulation of gene expression; cell-cell signaling; smoothened signaling pathway. The record is from RefSeq and is a predicted model, not a curated record. The transcript has 19 exons. Gene Ontology annotation, molecular function: calcium ion binding; patched binding. NCBI's taxonomy places the organism in Eukaryota, Metazoa, Mollusca, Bivalvia, Venerida, Veneridae.